This is a messenger RNA of Yarrowia lipolytica CLIB122, 888 nucleotides long. RefSeq lists its product as uncharacterized. NCBI's taxonomy places the organism in Eukaryota, Fungi, Ascomycota, Dipodascomycetes, Dipodascales. Gene Ontology annotation, molecular function: protein kinase binding; cyclin-dependent protein serine/threonine kinase regulator activity. Gene Ontology annotation, biological process: regulation of cyclin-dependent protein serine/threonine kinase activity. Gene Ontology annotation, cellular component: nucleus; cyclin-dependent protein kinase holoenzyme complex. The record is from RefSeq and is a predicted model, not a curated record.
AUGUCCGACAAGCAAGCCCUCGAAAUCUUCUGCCAGCAGCGGGUCUCCCGAUCCAUGAUCCACUACCUCGUGUCUACCACCCAGACCGUCAUCAAGUGCGACUCUUCCAUGCCCUCUCCCCCUCCCUCUCCCGCCGACUCUCAGGGCUCCUCUGCAUCCUCCAACUUGCCCACUCUCUACGAGUUCAUCUCUCAUCUGGUUACCUCUUCCAACGUCCAGACCCCCACUCUCAUGACCUCUCUGGUCUACUUGGCCCGACUGCGGUCUUCUCUGCCUCCUCUGGCCAAGGGCAUGCCUUGCACCCCCCACCGAAUCUUCCUGGCCUCUCUCAUCAUGGCCGCGAAGAACCUCAACGAUUCGUCCCCCAAGAACAAGCACUGGGCCAAGUACACCAUGGACCUCUUCUCUCUGCACGAGGUGAACCUCAUGGAGAAGCAGCUUCUGUUCCUGCUCGACUGGGACCUGCGAGUCCGACCUCAGGACCUCUACACCCACUUUGCCGUCUUCCUUUCGCCUAUCAAGGCCGAGCUCCGAGAGCGAUACGCCGUCGAGCACUCUGCUCCUUCCCGACGAGCCGUCCCCCAGCAAUCUCAUCACUCUCACCAGGUCUACAAGAGCUCAUCGAUGGCCACCGCAGGUGUUCCCCACCUCACCCACUCUGUCUCCCCUCCCGAGACCCCCCGACCUCACACUCGAGCCCCCUCUCUCACCAUGUCCGAGUCCUCUUCCACUUCGUCCAUCUCUUCCAUUGGCUCCGCAUCGUCUACCGCAUCCUACUCUCGUUCUCGACCCCAUUACACUCUGCCCCAGCAGCACUACGUCAAGCAGGAGUACAAGCACGAGCACUACAACGUGCCUCAGCAGCAGUACUACGAGGUUAGAGCAUAG